AUGCCCCGUGUUUUCCGCAGAAUCCCGAAUCUUCCUGCUGCGGCGGAAGCACUUAUGUUUGCGCCACGAACAACAUGUGUGCCCUCUAUGACGGGUCGCGACCACAUCCACAACUCCGUCAAGCGAUGCGGUAAUGAUACAUAUUGUUGCAAUGAUGGCCCCAAAUGCAGUUGUGAUACCAACAACAAUACCCAAAAAAUCCUCGACUUCCUCCCCGUCUUCUCAGAACUCGUGGGGUCCCCCGUCUCCCUCAACACAGCCAUCGGAUCCACUUCUCUCUUCACCCCAUUCGGCGCCACACGGCCCGCCACCACCACCACCACCAUCACCACGUCUUCCUCCACGUCUUCUACCUCGCCACCCGCCGUUGUCACCGGGUUCCCUGGGGCAAAAACAGAUCCACCCGUUGCAGAAACCAAGUAUAAUAAAGAUAUCGGUAUAAAAGUCGGCCUUGGGGUUGGCAUCCCACUGGGCAUUGUAGCAAUAGUUCUUGCCUCUCUUCUCUAUCAUUUUUUGAAAAAAACCUCUUCCGGCAGCAGGGGUUCUGGCACUGGCCCCCGUGUUGCUCCUGCCUCUGGUUCCAGUUCCGGCGGAUUUCUCAGUAUUUUCAGGUGGAAAAAAGAGGAUCCCACAAUCCGGCUUCCCAUGCUCGAAAAUUCAUCACCCUCCGAAGUGCCCGAUAACGGUCCUGCUCAUGGUAACCAACCUAAUUCCCUGCUUGGCUUCUAUAAGCCAUCUGCAGAUGGAAUGCACCCGCGCAUUAUUCAUGAGGCACCUUGA
Molecule: messenger RNA, 780 nt
Organism: Paracoccidioides brasiliensis Pb18
Exons: 3
Coding region: 1-780 (259 amino acids)
Source: RefSeq, a predicted model, not a curated record